AUGGUGAAUAAAAACGGUGAUGAUGAUGGUGAUGGUGUUUAUUUACAACAGGCCCAAAGCAGCAAUACCAAUAGCACCGAUGCCGACGGCUACGCCGGCAGACAUGGUAGGAGCAGGGUUGCUAGUGUGAGUGCUAGUUUGUGUGCUGGUGCUGGUGGAGGUGACGACGACAGCCGUCUUGGUGUCAGUGGCGGUGUUGACUUUGGUGCUGGUGAUGGUCACAUCGGCGGCGGUGGCGAAGGCCGCAAGGGCGGCGACGAUGGAAACCUUGGUGAAGAGCAUUUUUGCGUUUGUGUGUUUUUUUCCUUUGGAAAGAAUUGA
Molecule: messenger RNA, 321 nt
Organism: Bipolaris oryzae ATCC 44560
Lineage: Eukaryota; Fungi; Ascomycota; Dothideomycetes; Pleosporales; Pleosporaceae
Exons: 1
Coding region: 1-321 (106 amino acids)
Source: RefSeq, a predicted model, not a curated record